Molecule: messenger RNA, 586 nt
Organism: Aspergillus heteromorphus CBS 117.55
Lineage: Eukaryota; Fungi; Ascomycota; Eurotiomycetes; Eurotiales; Aspergillaceae
Exons: 1
Coding region: 121-435 (104 amino acids)
Source: RefSeq, a predicted model, not a curated record
CACCAUUUGAAAGCAAAAUUCCAUGGCGAAAGGCGCAUAAAACUGCAUUUCCUUUCUUUUUCUUCCAGAUCAUGGUUUUCUUCUCUUCUUUUUUUCUCUUUUUUUUUCUCUCUUAUUUUGAUGAGUCAGAUUGACGGUCGGUAUCAUGGAUCUAUCAAGCGGAGUAAGAGCGAGCAAGACAAGAAAGAGCAAGAGCAAGAGUAUGGCUGGGUGAGUGGAUGGGUGAAGCGAGGCGUGCGAGCCUGUCCGCUGUUUUGUUUGAUGCCCGGUUCAUCUUCUUCUCUUCUUUGCUUACUACCUACCUACCUGCUUUGCUUCAUUUCCUGCGCUGCGUUGCGUUGCGUUGAGUCUUUGACUGCGUGGAUCGCUGUCGGGACUUGCUGGCUGUCUGGCUGGUUGUUUGCAUGGAUGAAAGAGAAGGAGUUGGACAAGUAAAAGGGAAGGAAUGGGGAAAGAUGGCAAGAGGAAGAAGAUAUCAUACCAUGUUGACAUGUUGAAUCUGUCUGUUGCUUGAAAGAUGAACAACCAACGAACUGAAAAAGCCCAACCCAACCCAACCCUCCGUUCUUCCCUGGGGCCAUACCUG